This is a messenger RNA of Phytomonas sp. EM1, 2529 nucleotides long. The record is from the annotation of a GenBank genome assembly. NCBI's taxonomy places the organism in Eukaryota, Euglenozoa, Kinetoplastea, Trypanosomatida, Trypanosomatidae.
AUGCUCUGGCAGCCGGACCUGCAGCGCUUCGCCUUCCUCGAUCGCCUGAAAGAGGAGGAUGCGGGGGUUUGCUCCAGCCUCAAGGAGCUCGCAGUGAAAUCCCCCUUGCUGCCCUAUCAAACCGCCAAUCCGAAUCGCAUUUCCUCUCCCGAAUGUGGGAAUGGGGUGUGGUUGAGCAACUGCCUCCGCUGCGAGGCACUCUACGGCGUGUUGCCGCUCGGCAACCACGACUCGGUGCUGCUCUACGUCGCAGAAAAAGCGCCCGCGUUGACGUUGCACGUCGGAGAGAAGGUGCAUGAGGUUUUUCGCGUGGUGAAACUCGCCUGGAUGCGAUUGCCAUCUUUGUCGAGCAGACGGCCAAAAAGCGGGGAACCCUACACCGAGGAUCUCGAACAAACCAAGGAUUCAUUCGCUCAGCGAAUAAAAGCGUCUGGGGUGAAAAACUCCCUCGAGGACGAGGCCGAGGCGUGCAGCCUGAGCAGUCUUUUCAGCCAAGGUGAGGAGAGCGACGGACCGAAGGAUCGCUUUGACGAGGCGACGAUUAGUGCGUACCUGAAGGUGGUGGAUCGUUUUUGCGCGGCCGUCUCGAGGGAUAUGGGGAAACGAUCGUAUCUAUAUUAUUCCCCCACAAUCAACCUUGCCAUGAGUCCUGAGGAGAUCCUGGAAAGUCAACAAACGAACGAGGAAGGAGAGGUUCUCCGUCCGCAGGAUAAUUCGCUUGUGGGGCGGAAUAAUCUGCCUUCCCGAGGCUCCGGACGCGUUCCCACGGAUGCAUCGCUUGCGAAAAAAACCCGCCUGCGAAGCUGUGAAGUCUUUCAAUGGAACUAUCGACUCCUGGAGCCCUUUCACCUCCCUACGCUACGCUAUCUCCUUAAGACGUCGAUGAAGCAAAUCAAGCAACACAAAGCGACGAGCAGCGAGAGCGAUACCGGUGAGUCUGAGCUCAUCGGCCUCGCCAAAGGCACCCUCCGCGAGGAGCAAAGCUACGUUCGCGAGCUGAUGCAGCUCAAAUCCCUCCACGCCACGCUCGGGGAGGUUUCGCUUCUGUUUAUUCCCUCGUUCGUCCGAGGCUACGCCGCGCAACGGGAGCUUUUCACCGAUGAUUCACUUCGCGUGCAGUUAACGACGCGGCUGAGUUGUUGUUGGGCGGGAACGCGUUACAACCGCCGUGGGCUCGAGCCCGGCGAGAGUGGGAUCUGCGCAAACCUCGCGAUCUCCUCCGUGUGGGUUUCCAAACUUCCCACGGAGGAAGGAGGGAGAGGGGGAGGUUUCCCGCGAACGGCGGUGCUUAGCAUCGUCCGGGGAUCCGUUCCGCGGCGGUGGGAGCAGCCGGCGAAUCUGUCGUUUAAACCCCCGUUGCGGAUCUCCGCCGCGGGCAACGCCGCCGAGGAGCUCGACUCCCACCUUCAUCUUUUGAAUUCGCUCUUGAGAGGGUUGCGGCGGCUUUGCAUGGUCGACACCACCUCCACCAACCCGCAUGAAAAGCCCCUUUCCGACGCCUUUCACCUCGCGUUUGAGCGGUGGCGGGAGGGUCCGACCACCGCGCGAGGGUCCAUCCUUCGCGACGUCUGUUAUAUGAAAUACGAUAUGAAGAUCAAACUCAAAACGCUGCCGUUGGCGGUGAUGCGGGAGGAUCUGCUGCGGGAGGUUCGACGGGCCGUUUGCCCGCCCGAUGCGUCCUCCGAAGCGAUCGCAAAAAAGGAGGAGGAGGAAGAGGAGUGGGUGAGUUUUACAACCUUUUCUGGCGCCCCUUCGCGGAGCGAGGAGGAGGAGGAGGAAGGCGAGGGCCGGGUGCGUGUGAGUUGGCGAUAUCAGCCGCAGUCGCUUUAUUAUCGUAUUAACUGCCUGGAUUGCCUCGAUCGCACGAACGUCGCGCAGGCGCUGCUCGCCGACGGCAUGCUUCCCUACCUGUUAGCAAGCGUUCUCCACCGCGAGGGGGAUGCAGAUGAGGGGGAGGGUGAAGACGCGGGGGUGGUCACUCGCGGGGUGAAACCACAACCGUUAAACGAUCCAUCCUUUCAGCAACGUCUGAUCGAGGCCUCCGCGGUGCUUCGGGAGCUUUUCGCAGAGCAGGGUAUCGCCCUUUCCAUGAUGUACACGGGUGUUGGGGCGCAUUUUAUCACGUUUUUACGUGGUGGAAACAACGCGCGCUAUCGCCCAAGCCUCCACGAAGGUAUGAUCGCGCUACGGCGGUGGUAUUUGCAGAACUUUCGGGAUGGGUUAAAGCAGGAUACGGUGUCGUUGGUCACGCGGCAGCACGAUCCCGCGCAGUUCAGCUGCAACAUCGAGGGUCCUUUCUCGCGGGAUUUGACGGGGAUGAAUUUGUUGGUUUUGUACGGGAUCCUCGCGUCGGUGGUGCCUCUGAUCAUCUGCGUCAUCUUUGCCUUCUUUUCCGUAGAAAGAGCUGAGCUGCGGCUUCACGGAACCAUCGCGUGCCUCUGGAUUGCAUACUUUUUAUUUGUAUAUCAAAAAUUAUCAAAGUAUUGCGUAACGUAUACGAACCAAGCCUUAUUAAAUCACUCUAUUUGA